UGUUGUCGUCAAGUCAACGGCGCUACGUCAUCACUGUGCGCGCCGUGUGCUGUUGUGGGAAGUCGUGUCGCUCUUCAAAGACCAGAGAGGCGAUUCAUUUGUUCAUCAACAACAGGAUGCCUCUACCUGCGGCACUGCUGGCCCGAUUGGCCAAGAGAGGGAUUGUUAAACCGUCAGAACAAGAGGCAGAUGAGGAGAUUAUUGCCGAAGAUUACGAUGACAACAACGUAGAUUAUGAAGCAACUAGAGUAGAGAAUCUACCACCAAACUGGUAUAAAGUGUUUGACCCUGCUUGUGGUCUUCCUUAUUACUGGAAUGUGGAGACAGAUUUGGUGGCCUGGCUGUCCCCAAAUGACCCAAGUUCAGUGGUAACAAAACCCGCAAAGAAAAUUAGAGCAGAGGGAGGUGAUGAAAGAGUUGAGAGGUCAUUUGAGAAGCCUGACAGAGACCGAGAGCGUGAAAGAGAAAAAGAGCGGGAAAGGGAACGGGACAGAGAAAGAGACCGAGAAAGGGAUGAAGGAAGGGACAGAGACAGAAGGAAACCGAGAAGAGAGGACAUAGCACCGUACAGUAAGAACAAAAGAGGGAGAAAAGAUGAUGAGAUGGACCCCAUGGAUCCCAGUGCUUAUUCUGAUGCCCCAAGGGGAACAUGGUCGAGUGGCCUGCCCAAGCGUAACGAAGCGAAGACGGGUGCAGACACCACAGCGGCAGGGCCUCUGUUCCAGCAGCGGCCAUACCCGAGCCCAGGAGCUGUGCUUCGAGCUAACGCAGCAAACCAGAUCCCCAAGGAGUAAACUGAGCUCCUGGAAACAGCUUUACAGUUUAACUUCUUUGCUCACAUCUUAACAUUUGCCGUUACAGACUGACAUCUCUUAAGGUAUUUUUUUCCAUUCGCAAAGAGUGUACAUGUCAGAAAUUGAGUGCUAAAGAUUUAACACCAUCAGUGCAUUCACACUUAACAUGUAGAACAGUUGUAAAUAUGUUUUUAUAUGACCGAAAGAUUUACCUCUUUGUUGUCACUAAAGUCAGUAGUGGACUUGAUUUGCUAAUAAAUUUGAAGAUUACUGUGAAAAUGAGUCAUUAAAACUUUUCUUUAGGGUGUUAUGGAAGUUUUGUAAUAAAAUAUGUACAAAUAAAAA
Messenger RNA from Centropristis striata (black sea bass), 1139 nucleotides. It is a transcript of the gene pqbp1, whose product is annotated as polyglutamine binding protein 1. NCBI's taxonomy places the organism in Eukaryota, Metazoa, Chordata, Actinopteri, Perciformes, Serranidae. The record is from RefSeq and is a predicted model, not a curated record. Gene Ontology annotation, cellular component: cytoplasm; nuclear body. Gene Ontology annotation, biological process: alternative mRNA splicing, via spliceosome. Bases 117 to 794 code for a protein of 225 amino acids. The transcript has 7 exons. Gene Ontology annotation, molecular function: protein binding; ribonucleoprotein complex binding.